This is a messenger RNA of Dermacentor albipictus, 1688 nucleotides long. NCBI's taxonomy places the organism in Eukaryota, Metazoa, Arthropoda, Arachnida, Ixodida, Ixodidae. The record is from RefSeq and is a predicted model, not a curated record.
CAGUUUUGGUGGCUAAAAGAAAUGUUCAGUUGUCAUCCUUGUAACAUUAAAUCCUUGGUUUUCAACAUUAGGAAUCCCUUAAUGAAUCAACCAUCAACUUGAAGGACGCCAUGAGCAAUCUUGACACUGCAUACAGUGAGAUAGCUCAGUUGCAGCAUGCCAAUGCCGAGUUUGAGAGGCAAGCAAAGGAGGCAUCCCUAAGUGCCAAGAUGGCUGCUGGUGAAGAGAUUCGCAGGGCCAUGGACCAGGCACGUUCCGAGGCAUUGUCUGAGAAGUCGUCCCUGCUCCAACGUAUUGAAGAGCUGCAGCUUGCCCUGGCCAUGGCAGACCAGCGCAGCGAACGGCGGGAGGAACAUCUGCACGCCAGCAUCCGGGAGUUGCAGCAGCAACUCCAAGAAGCAGAGGCACGGAACCAGGAGAUCACGCAAAACCUUUCGUCUGCCACAAGGCCCCUCCUUCGUCAGAUUGAGAAUCUCCAAUCAACAUUCAGCGUGCAGUCUGCUUCCUGGGAGAGGGUGGAACGGAGCCUCACUGAUAGGCUGAACGAGUCCCAGACUCACGCAACACUGCUAGCCGAGCGAGAGCGUGCCCUGAGCGACAAGUGCACUGACCUACAACAGCGGCUCACGACACUUGAGGCACAAAAUGUGGCGCUGCGACGGGAGAAGCAGGAGCUGGCUUCUGAAUGCGACACGCUUAGGGAACAGCAGAGCAGCUUGGAGGAGUAUGAGUGCAGGGAAAGCAACCUCAGGGCGACAAAAUCAAGACUCGAGCAGUCUCUGAAGACCCUCAGGACUGAAAAGGAUGCCUUGUCUGCACAGCUGAGCGCCCUGCAAGAGGAACUCUCCAGCGAGCGUAACAAGAAUGCCUUGCUUCAGGAACAGCUCCGAGCAGAGCGAGAGAAGAGGCUUGAAAAUUCUAACACUCCAUCACCUACAGCGUCGCACUACAGUUCCGUCAGUGACACCUUCAACUGCAAUCCACUGCCUGAUGACUUGAGCAUGGCAUACAGCACAUUCAGUGUUGGACCAGCAAGUCGUCACACUUCCUUGUACGAGAGCCUCCGUGGCGUCGGUGGCAGCUCGCUCAUCGAGUCGCUCCAGGCACAGCUCAAGAUGCGCGAAGGCGAAGUUGGUCAGUUGCAGGCACAAAUUGGCCAGUUGGAACGAUGCAGGGAAUCCUUGUCACGUGAGCUGACAUUGCUGUCAGCCAAGCAAGAGCUUUGGGACCAGGAGCACGAGGAGCUGCGUGAACUCAGGGUUCGUUUCGAGGAUGUGAACCAGAAGUACAAUACGCUGCUCCAGAUGUAUGGCGAGAAGGUCGAGGAAGCAGAAGAGCUACGUCUCGACCUGGAAGACAUCAAGUCCAUGUACAAGGCUCAGAUAAAUGAGCUCAUCAAUGCCAAAUAGUGAGCUCUUUUGGUCAUCGCCAGUUGCCACCUGGGGCACCACCAGACACUCACCAUCGCAGGCGAAGGCAGUCAGUGUCUUGACACAUUGUGUCGUCCACACCGGAGUAUUAAAGUUAGGAGAGCGGAAGCUAGGUGCAAGAUCUGUACAUAAACAAGAUGUGCAUACCAGUGUUGUGUUUGUAUAGUGCUUUGAAAGGCACGGAGGGUAAUCAAAGGAACUUCACAAGUCUUGAUUUUUUUUUUAAAUAAAAUGUUUUACCUGCGGUUGUUACAGACA